Molecule: messenger RNA, 1545 nt
Organism: Anopheles marshallii
Lineage: Eukaryota; Metazoa; Arthropoda; Insecta; Diptera; Culicidae
Gene: uri
Product: unconventional prefoldin RPB5 interactor-like protein
Exons: 2
Coding region: 1-1545 (514 amino acids)
Biological process (GO): negative regulation of transcription by RNA polymerase II; negative regulation of phosphatase activity
Molecular function (GO): phosphatase inhibitor activity; transcription corepressor activity; chromatin binding
Source: RefSeq, a predicted model, not a curated record
AUGGAACCGGUAAACCAACCGAAUCAUUUGUAUAAUAAAACGUAUUCCGAUGCGUUACGUACGAACGAGGCGGAAACGGCACGAUGGACAGCCUACCGGCAAGAACAUAUGGAGCUGAAGGAGAAUCUACGAAUGUACCAAAAGGCCCCUAAAGCGGACAUAAUGAUCCCGAUAGGAACGAAAGCCUUCCUUCCUGGUCAGCUUUACCACACGGGAGAGAUUAUGGUCAGUCAUGGAUGUGGUUAUUUCUCCGACUGCUCCUCAGAACAGGGGCAAUCGAUCGCAGACCGACGUAUCAAGUUGGCAGAAGAACUUCUACAAAAGUACGAACGUGAACGUUCACUGUACAACGACAAGCUUGAAGUUCCACUGGCAGCCGAAGCAUUUGCUGGUGGAAAUGUACAAGAAAUCGUUGAAGCUUACGAUGAGGAAGCGGAAAAACGAUGGCGCGAAGAGCAUCGUCACCGCGUGCGCGAAAGUAAGCAGAAGGAAGCAAAAGAACGAGCAGUAAAAAAGAAUGCGGCGCAAGAGAUAAGUGACAGUGAACUUUUUGCUAAGUUGGAGGAAAUGGAGUUGCUGGAGGAGUUGGAACAUGAAAUGGAUCAGCUGGAACUUCCGACCGGGGAGGAUGAUGAUGAUCAGCUAGGACGGCUGAUGCGAGGUGAAAUCCGGAUGAACGAACGACUACGGACUGCACACAAACAACCUGUACCUGAGUCUGUGAUGGAUGCAAAAAGGGGUUCGUCUUGGACGGAGAUUCAACAGCAAACGACAACAAAUGAACCGAAAGCCGUCGAAGAGGAAGAACCGGAAGAACAAAUCGAAACGACGACGGACAAUGAAGAAGAUGAAAAUGAUGAAGAAGACGAUAUCUCGGCCGAGUUUUCACAGCUUCUAAACGAAACAAAAAAUCGCCCCAAAAAGGACAAAAUUAAAGUAUUCCAUGCGAAGCUGAAGGACGUUCGUCGACGGUUGUAUCAAAACUCGAUGGACAUUGUGGAAAAGCUAGAUCUGUAUCAGCUGCAAGAUGAAUUGGAGGAAGCAUUAGACUUUUUGCUUCCGUCGAAAGAACCCGAACCGCCCAUGGUUAAAAAGGUUAAAUUUGCUGAACAGGAACAUAUCAAACUCAUUACCAACAGACAUCAAGAGCAAACGAGUGAGGAAGAAUUACUAAAUCAUUCGAAACCGACACUCUUCCUUCCAAUCGUACAUUCGCCGGAGUGUUACAGUUCCGAUUCUAAAGAGGAGAUUGUGUCACCGGCCGAUAUAUACCGGAAAUUUCUCGCGGAAGAAGAAUCCCUCAAACAGUUGCAAAUUUCGAACCUGAAACCAAUCCUUAAGAACCAUAAUCCAAACCGUCCCCUUUCGGAACAACCAACGAAACAAGCCAGUCGCAUGACAAUGCAAUUGCCGAAUUUGUUGGGGGAGGUCGUCGAGCAUAGCAGCGUUGACGCGGUAACUGAAGCCGAUGUUCAAUCGGUACAAAAGCAGCAGCAGCAGCAGCAAAAGAGGAAAGUGAGUCGUUUUAAGCAGCAACGUAACUAA